CAGGGUUCAAAAGCCGCUGUCACUCCCAAGCGUCCUGAAGCCCAUGGCUUCUCGGAGGAGGGACUUCAGCCCAGCAGGCUUUAAGACGCCAGCAAAAGCGAGCGGGGCUGAGCUGAUGCCCAGGGCUGGGGAGGAGUCACCGGAGAACUACUGGGCGAACCAUGGAACCUCCCCGGGUAGUGCUGGUGAUGGGAGUGAGCGGCUCGGGAAACUGGGGUGGAAAUUCUAUGAUGCAGAUGACUACCAUCCUGAAGAAAACCGAAAAAAGAUGGGGAAAGGAAUACCACUGAAUGACCAGGAUAGGAUUCCAUGGCUUUGCCACUUACAUGACAUUUUAUUGAGAAACAUUUCCUCAGGUCAAAGUGUGGUCCUUGCCUGUUCUGCUUUGAAGAAAAUGUACAGAAACAUUUUAAUAAGAGGAGAAGGUGCUACAACUCAGGAGUAUGAUGAGCCAGGGGAAAAAGGAUUCCCAGAGCUGAAGCCCCUUGUGGUCUAUUUGAAUGGAUCUUUUGAAGUGAUUUCUGGGCGUUUAGCCAAAAGAAAGGGACAUUUUAUGCCACCAGAGUUGCUCCAGUCCCAGUUCGACACUCUGGAACCCCCAUCAGCACCAGAAAACUUUCUGUCACUUAAUGUGGACAGAAGUGUCUCAGAAAUGAUUUCUUUUAUUGUGGAUAAUAUAAAAAUUAAAUGAGGUCUCUUUUGGAGCAAUCAUCAGAUCUGAAUUAGACUUAAUCAUUUUGUCAAAUCUUCAUUAAGACAUUCCUACUUAUAAAACAUUUUCUCUACUAAAUGUCAUUCUCCAAUAUCCCGGAAGUUGGUUAUUUUCCCUUUCAAAAUAUCAGACUGUCAUGGGUCUCCAGCAAGGAGACUUCUUUCCUCCUAUGCCCCUGCCCCUUGCCCCACCAGCCACUGGGAGGUCUCUGCCCCCUUCCCCUGCUCCCUCAAGCUGCCCACAGGGACUAGUACUGAUGGAGAGCAGAAACUGUAGAGAGGGAAGAAACCCAUUUGAUCUCAUUUCCUUGCUGCUCCAGCCCAUAGCCCUCUCUCUGUCCCUGGUCAUAGCUGAAGGCUUUAACUUUGCACACUUUGGGGCCACGGUGUUGUUGUGUAUUAAAUAAGCUGAAUAAAACAAGCAAAGACUCCAAGAUAAAUAUAUAUAUAUAUAUAUAUAUACACACACACACAUACAUAUAUCAGAAUUGUUUCCCAAAGUACUUUCUCUCGAAACCUGAUAAUGAAUCCUCCCUUGUAACAUAGCAGGUGAAACCCAACCAACAACGACUGCAUCGGAAAAUACAUGUAACAUUACAUUAACUUAUAGCUCUCCACAUCUCUACCAAAAAGAGGGAGGCAUUUUUCCUUCUUCUUUAGUAUCAAAAUGAAUGUAACUUUAAAAUCUGUAAUUGGCAUUUGUUUUUAAUUGACACUGGACUCAAUGUCCAUUUUGUUCUCUGGUUUUAUAUUCUUUACUCUGUAUGAGUUCAUGGAAACCGUUUGAUGUUAUUCAAAAUUCCUCCUAAUCAUUGUUUCUUGUGGUACAAUAAAAUAUUCUUAAAUACCUUUAA
Messenger RNA from Antechinus flavipes (yellow-footed antechinus), 1565 nucleotides. It is a transcript of the gene IDNK, whose product is annotated as IDNK gluconokinase. Gene Ontology annotation, molecular function: gluconokinase activity. The transcript has 4 exons. NCBI's taxonomy places the organism in Eukaryota, Metazoa, Chordata, Mammalia, Dasyuromorphia, Dasyuridae. The record is from RefSeq and is a predicted model, not a curated record. Gene Ontology annotation, cellular component: cytoplasm. Bases 44 to 691 code for a protein of 215 amino acids.